CCAAAACACACCAACCAAACAUUUUCGAAAAGGAAUCACUUACGAACUAGAAAAAUGAAGCCUGCUACUACAUUUCUCGUGGCUAUAACUACCAUCGCAAUCGUUCUCUCCACCGCCAGUGCAUCAUCGCUCGGCGGAUGGCAGCGAAUAAAGAACACAAAUGACUAUCGCGUCUGGGAGGUAGCCGAGUUUGCCGUAGGAAUAUACAACGUGAAAAAUCAUUUCAAACAUCCGUUGAGACUCGUAAGCAUUGGGAGCGCCGAAGUGCAGGUGGUGGACGGCUUGAACUACCUGCUCAUCGUGAUGGCGACUGCAAUCGACAGCCUCAACUCCCCGAUAGUUAUGUACCGGACGGAAGUGCACGAGAGACUUGGCGUAAAGGAGCUGAAAUUCUUCACACCUAUAUUUGAUGGAUUGAACUAGAAUCCAUCAUGAACAAUAAUGUAGCUGUCUCUUAAUUUUUUUUUUUAAUUCCUAAGGUUUUCAUAUGUUAGCUUGCUUAAUGAUUAGGAAUAUCAUAAGCUUUUUGUUGGUCUGGCUAGUUAUGGUAUUAGCUGAUUAUGUCUUUUUUUUCAUAAUGUGAUUUGUUGCCUUACUUGCUAGUAUCUAAUUUUAAUUUCAACAAAUUCUUCCACUGUAUAUUGUUCUACUGCAUUGCACCAAAUUCCAUGAACAAUUAAUUAAGGUCAAAAUAAAAAAAUAUAUUAAGCAAACAUCUUCUUAAACAAAAUCACACCAAGAAUCACUUACAUACGAAAUAUGAAGCCCGUUACGUUUCUCGUUGCUUUGACUACCGUUGCGAUCGUUCUCUCCACCAUCAGUGCUAAUCACGCCAGUAGGUGGCGACCGAUAAAGAACAUACACAACUAUCGCGUUCAGGUGAUUGCCGAGUUUGCAGUAGAUAUGCUCAACUUGAAGACCAAUUUCAUAUAUCCAUUGAGACUCGUAAGCAUUCGGAGCGGCCAAGUCCAGGUGGUGGGCGGCGUGAACUACAAGCUCGACGUAAUGACGGCUGGAGACAAUAGACUCGACUCCAAGGGGAGUAUGUACCGAACGGAAGUUCACAAGAGACUUGGCACACAAUAGAGCUCAAAUAUUUCACACCUAUAUAUGAAGGAUUAAAUUAAGAUCCUUCAUGAACAAUAAAUUUAGCCAGUCUUUGUUUUAAUUUUUAAGUAUUUUCCUUUGUUAGUUUGAUCAAUAUAUAUAGCUAGGAAUAAGUAACAGAAGUUUUUGUUGGCCUAGCUAGUUAUGUGAUUAGCUGAUUAUGUCAUUUUUAUCAUAACGUGAUUUCUUGCCUUAAUUGCUAGUAUCUAAUUUCAAUUCCUAUAAAAAUUCUUCCGCUCGAUAUUUUUCUACUGCAUUGCACCAAAUCCCAUGAACAACUAAUGUCAAAAUAAAUAAAUAAAAUAUCAAAACCCUAUUUGACCAUCAUAAUAUAUUAAUGUAACAACAAAUACUCAAUGAUCUGCAAUAAGACGAUUCUAAUACGAAUAAGAACUUGGUCUAUUGAUACUACCUCUAAUCUUGAACCUAAAAAUCUCGGUCUUAUGGAUCGACAACAAGUAUAAGUAUUCAAUCAAUAUAUAUUUUACUUCGUAGAGUAACCAACGGCAUUUCCCUCCUUAAUGAAUUGUCUCAGCAUUUCUCACCUCUCAACCUGAAGCUCGUUUUUUACCUCUAUAAAACUCAAACUGAAAAAUUAGAUUAAUUGCGAUUAGAGGUGGCAAUUCUCAAUACAAUUCACCAAUCUAAUCCAAUCAAAUCCAUUCCAUUAAUUCAUUAAAAAUAUCCAACUAAUCCAAUCUAUUUAAAUCCAAUCCAUUUGAUCCAAAUCCAACUGGAUUGGCGGAUUCAUAAAUUGGAUCCAUGGAUCAUCGGCAAAUUACAGUUUAGUACCUAUAAUUUUUAUUUUUUACAUUUUAGUACCUAAAAUUUAAUUUUUUAUACAAUAAAUAUCAUUGGAAAAAUAUGUUUCGUCCUCUUUAGUGAGUUGUCUAGUACAGAACCUAAAAUGUAAUUUUUUAUUCAAUAAAUAUCAUUGGAAAAAUACGUUUCGUCCUCUUUAGUGAGUUGUCUAAUACGGAAAGGCCGUUCAAGAUGCGAUGGAGACUGGAGAGCGUGAAAGACCUGACUCUUGUGGAAUUGGUGGCUAAAGAUGACUUAUGCGGUAGCUAAAGAUGGCUAGGGUAGUGUCUUUUUUUUUUUGCCAAAAGAUCACUCGUAUUACCGAGAAAGCCAGAUAUAACAAGUCACACAGCUGAAAACAGCCAAGAAACAAAAUCGAACCCUCCUAAGUGAGGGAACAACGAAAGGGCUUUUCUUGCCACCAAAUGGGCAACCCUGUUACAGCUAGGGUAGUGUCUUGAUCCAAGAGAUUCCGUUACUUGCUUUAGUAAAAUGUACUUUUCAUA
Linum trigynum is the source of this 2414-nucleotide messenger RNA. NCBI's taxonomy places the organism in Eukaryota, Viridiplantae, Streptophyta, Magnoliopsida, Malpighiales, Linaceae. The record is from the annotation of a GenBank genome assembly.